AUGGGGAGCCUCAAGUAUGACCCAAAGCUUCUCGACACUCUGAGCCAAUCUCUGGCCUCCGUGGCUGAACUCCUUGCUCCUCGUUCGUCCCCCAGAAAUGGGCCUCGAGGUUUCGACGCCUUCGACACUCAACGGUUCUCUCAAUACCUGCAUCAGGUCAGCACAACCAGCACCUUGGAACACGGAACCCGCCGUGAUCGACAGGGACAGGCGGCGCUCAACUUCAUCGUCAAGUCUCUUCUUCAGCCUGCUAACGAGCUCAUGUCGUGCUUGCUUCUGCCCAGAGGGAACCACGUCUUCUGGCGACUCUGGCAGAAUUGCCACUCCACGAGCCCCACCACUGGAAACGCAUCACGCUUGGAGCUCGUCUGGAAGAACCAUGCUGAACAGGAGGAUGUUUUGUGUGUACUUUCGGCAACUAACCCCGACGCCGUAUGGCAUGGAUAUAUUAAUGUGUUCUCUUUCGACAUUGGGCGUGGGGACGUCGUCGUGACGGCUGACAGCAAAAUCAAGGAGCGGGGCACACCGGUGAAUCUCGCAACUGACUCUUCCCUCCUGACACUUCGUGUUCUCAGCGAUAUGAACGAUAGCAACUCGGACUUCGGCAUCAUGACCAACUGCAACACGUUUGUGGCUGUCCGGAAAACCAUUGGAGGGGCCAGCACAGUGUUCAACUUCUCUCCCUCAAUUGAAGGCUCUGGUAGCCCCUUCAACAGCAACCUGUGCCAGUCUCCUUUCGGCUUGCUCAUGGGUAUCGCUGUCUCUGCACUCUCUGAGCGCGGUGUGAAGGUCAUGUCUGGUCGAUCCCCGACCACAUCGGCUGUUUUGAAGCACGUUUUGAACGGGCUGCAUCACUUUGACCCUCUCCGUGUGUCAAGGAGCAUCAGCUACCCAAAGGAGCACAAUCGCCACUCCAACCACAGCCCACAAACGUCGUCGUACGUCUGUCAACUCGGCCCAGCAGUUUUCUCUCUCGGCUUCCCUCAGGGUCACUCCUACGAGGAACUGUGGCCAGCCACCUUCUAUGGCGACUUCAUUGUCGAGCCCGGCGAACUGUUCCUGUCACUCCUUGACAGGCAUUGUGACGACUUUGCGUGGAUUCCGACUCUUCAAGUGGUGGAUUUGGUAGCGCAGGGCUACACAUGGAACGUCUGGACCGCUUGUGUCCCGUGGGCAUACCCCUCAAAGCCUGACGUUGUCAUUCGCUGGGGCCGCGUCAGGCCAAGCAACCUCAGACGCAUCGCUGAGGAAGGCGAGAUUCUGCGCGGCGAACUGCGCCCUUUGGAGGGCCUGGUUGUUCCUCGAUUCUAUGGUCUUUUCGGGUCAGUCCAGCCAAAGGACGACGAACAGUGGUGUAUGCUCUUCGACUUUGCUGGACAGGUCCCCACCGACGAGGAGCGCAGCAGCAAGAACCUUCACGGCCAGAUUCGGCGCCAGUACGAGAGACUCCACAAGGCCGGUAUUGUUCACAACAAGGUUGAAUGGCACCACAUUCUUGUGCUCGACAGCCGUCCUGCAUCCUCUCGGGUGUGGCUCGUUGACUUCGCCAAGGCGCGUACCCAAAAGAGCAUGCGCCAGGCCGAGUGGGAAGACCUCUGCGAGAGAGAGAUGGCCGAGGUCGAGACCCUCUUCCUUGCUCACCGUCGCUCCAGUCACUGUCUGAUUGAGUAA
Messenger RNA from Cutaneotrichosporon cavernicola, 1671 nucleotides. RefSeq lists its product as uncharacterized. The coding region runs from base 1 to 1671 and encodes 556 amino acids. Lineage: Eukaryota; Fungi; Basidiomycota; Tremellomycetes; Trichosporonales; Trichosporonaceae. The transcript is spliced from 4 exons. The record is from RefSeq and is a predicted model, not a curated record.